AUGUCUCUUGCACGGGCUCACCGUUCACGAGGCGGCCAUUUUCGCGGUGGCUGUAGGCCCUCUUUUAAUGGAAACCACUAUCACAACUCUAACUCAACCGCCACUACUACCACUUCCAAGAACGACUACUAUGAUUCAAAUAUUAAUUCUAUGUGGAAUUAUAACAAUUACCAUGAUGCAUCAAUGAAUCUUGGGCAGCAGAACUUCAGUUUUAAUUACCCUAAGCCUGAAGUACACCAUUCUUCAAAAAAGAGAAAGUUUUCUGCCUCUAAUUGGGAAAACAACGGGAGACCGUAUCACCAACCCCUCACAUAUGAUCAUGCCUCUUCAACUUGCAACAACAGUUCGCUGGUCACUGCUACUACAAGGCCUAAUGCCAAUGCAAAUAUGGCCACUACCUGCAAACAUGACCGCGCAACAUUUGAGGAUGAUGAUGUGUUCUUUAUGUCAAGGGAUCAGAUUGAGAAUUGCUCCCCGUCGAGGAAAGAUGGGAUUGACUCAUCACGUGAAAUGCAUUUGCGGUACUCAUAUUGCUCUUUCCUUCAGAAUGUUGGUGCUCGGGUUGAGUUGCCACAAACAACAAUUGGCACUGCCAUGGUUCUAUGCCACCGGUUUUUUAUUCGACGGUCACAUGCUUGUCACGAUAGAUAUUUGAUUGCUACGGCUGCUAUUUUCCUGGCUGCAAAGUCUGAGGAGACACCAUGUCCUCUGAACAACGUCUUGAGAGCAUCAUGUGAAAUUCUCCACAAACAGGAUCUAUCUUAUAUCUCCUAUCUGCUCCCUGUGGACUGGUUUGAGCAGUAUCGAGAACGAGUGAUUGAAGCUGAGCAAAUGAUAUUGACAACUCUAAAUUUCGAGCUUAGUGUGCAGCAUCCAUAUGCUCCUCUUACAUCCAUUCUGAAUAAACUAGGGUUUUCACAAUCAGUCCUGGUGAAUCUGGCUUUGACCUUGGUUAGUGAAGGGGUCUAUAGAAGAUUAGCGUGCUCAACUGCAUUAUAA
Ilex paraguariensis (yerba mate) is the source of this 999-nucleotide messenger RNA. NCBI's taxonomy places the organism in Eukaryota, Viridiplantae, Streptophyta, Magnoliopsida, Aquifoliales, Aquifoliaceae. The record is from the annotation of a GenBank genome assembly.